UUCGUAAAGGUGAAUUAAGUAAUUAGACAGUCACGUAAACACGCGAUUUUCUAUUCAAAUCGUCGUUCGAUUCUCACCGCCUGGUUCAUCUCUCUCGAGUUAUCUUCGAUUGGGGAUUUUCUUGAAGAUCGAAGCUUUGUGAUCGGAAAUGACUACCGCUGCUCGGCCGACUUGGGCUCCCGCCAAGGGUGGCAACGAGCAAGGUGGUGCUCGGAUCUUCGGUCCCUCUCAGAAAUAUUCCUCCAGAGAUGUCGCCGCUCAUACCACUCUCAAACCAAGGAGGGAAGGACAGCACACUCAAGAGGAGUUGCAAAAGAAGAAUCUUCGUGAUGAGCUUGAGGAGCGUGAGAGGAGACAUUUCUCGUCCAAAGACAAGUCUUACAGUGAUGAUAGAGAUCGCAGAAGGGGAAAUCAGCUUCUUCUGGAAGGUUCUAAAAGGGAUCCUGAAGACCGGAUUGUUCCUCGUAGUGCAGAUGCCGAUGAUUCCGACAUUGAGAUCAGAAGUGAAAAUGACAGUGAUGAAGAAAGUGACGAUGAUGAUGAGGACGACACUGAAGCUCUUUUGGCUGAACUUGAGCAAAUAAAGAAAGAAAGAGCAGAGGAGAAGCUUAGGAAGGAAAACCAGCAGCAGGAGGAAGAGCUAAAAGCCAAGGAAGAAGCACUUCUUAAAGGGAAUCCACUACUUAACCAUCCAACCUCAUUCAAUGUCAAAAGGAGGUGGGAUGAUGAUGUUGUGUUCAAGAAUCAGGCACGCGGAGAAACAAAAGCAGCUAAGCGCUUCAUCAAUGACACGAUCAGGAAUGACUUCCACCGAAAAUUCCUGCAGAAAUACAUGAAGUGAUUGGACAGAGUUGUUAUUGCUUUUUGUACGAUGAACUGAUGCUUUAUAUUCUGUCUUGGGUUUUGACGUCUUUGUACUAUAACAAUGAGAAUUCUAUGAUGGCUCAUAUGAUAUAUCAAACCCAUACACUUAAACUUGAAUGCUUCGUGCCUGCCUGCCAUUUAACACUUUUGGCAUUUCAAAACUGGCGAGAGAGACUGACUGAGGAAUCUAAUGCCAGAGUUGCUGUAUAAGGUUGCAUAUAUUUUUCAGCUCACGUCUUAUUAUCAGAGAGGACUGAUAAUUGAUUCUCUUUCGAAGUAGGCACAGAGGCGGUAGCCACAAGACUUUCGAAGUGGCAAGCAGAACCCAUAGUUCUUACAAGCCACCAGGCAAGUUGAUUGUAUCGAAGGAAGAUGAGCUCUGCUGUUUCCUGCAGCUGACUUUGCUCCCACAUUCAUAAAGCUGGUCGCCUGAGUACCAGACUUUUAGCAGCAGCCGAAAGCCGUAGUGCAUGAAGGACAACUACUUCAACCAUUGCAUGAACUUUGUCAAUGUGGCUUACCCUAUGAUAUCAUUACCAUGUAAAGUUGUAUCUCAUGGUUCCAGCAUUAUACAUGAAGCAUGCCGGAUCUUCUCAAAGGGGAAAACAUGUACUGCUCCAAAGAUGGAUGAAGACGUCCAGAAGAUGCAGAUGUAGAACAUCAAGCCAACCUGCAGGGUGUGUGCUUCUGCGUUGUCUUUGGUUGGCACCAUAGCAGACCCAACAUAAGAGCAAUUCUGAGGGCUUGAACAAAUCUUAGCUUAUCAAAGUAGUCCCUACAAACAUCGCUCUCGGAAGGUUCUUCUGAAAAUGGUCAAGAACUGAUCAUCCCACCAUGAAAGUGUCCAGUCCUUUCACUUGGAUUGCCAGCUGAAGAUGUUCUGGUGCCUUCCUGUUUCUGUGGUUUUCUUCCUUCUCUUUCAGCUCCAAUUCUGUGAUCCCACCAUGUUACUGUAGCUUGCCUGUUCCUCACCUUGUACUCCACAUCUUCAUACUGCAUAACGGUUUUUGGAUGGGUUCCGGGUGAAGGGUUGUGUUAUUAUAUAACAAGCCAAGGAAUAAGGGUGUGUGUGAAGAUAGAUAGAUAUGCAUUGGGAGAGCUCAGUGGAUGGUAAACCUGAAUCUUUCUUGCUU
Molecule: messenger RNA, 1997 nt
Organism: Tarenaya hassleriana
Lineage: Eukaryota; Viridiplantae; Streptophyta; Magnoliopsida; Brassicales; Cleomaceae
Product: protein CWC15 homolog
Exons: 10
Coding region: 149-841 (230 amino acids)
Biological process (GO): mRNA cis splicing, via spliceosome
Cellular component (GO): catalytic step 2 spliceosome
Molecular function (GO): RNA binding
Source: RefSeq, a predicted model, not a curated record